UAUAGCAGAGCAGAGAGAUACUCUGACACAACCAUGAUUUGUGUUUCUACUAAGUUUGUUGUUCUGGUCCUCAUCUAUGUUAUCCACUCUAUCACAUGUCCAGCACGUGGCACCCUCCCCGGCACUUGGGAGCUCCUUGUCCCUAACGCCGGCAUUGCCUCCAUGCACACCGCCGUCACCCACUACAACACCGUCGUCCUCCUCGACCGCACAAACAUCGGCCCUUCCAAAAUCCGCCUCCCCGCUCACCGUUGCCGCAACGACCCCAACGAACCCAUUUUGAAAAAAGACUGUUUUGCCCACUCCGUCGUCCUCGACCUCAAAACCAACGCUAUCCGCCCGCUAGAGAUCCUCACCGACACGUGGUGCUCCUCCGGCCAGUUCCUCCCCGACGGCACUCUCCUCCAGACCGGCGGCGACCUCGAGGGGUUCCGGAAAAUCCGGAAGUUUUUUCCGUGUAAUGCGUCGUCGUUUUGCGAUUGGGUGGAGCUUAAAGACGUCCAGCUCGCCGAAGGGCGGUGGUAUGCUACUAAUCAAAGACUCCCCGACGGCCGUGUUAUUAUUGUCGGUGGCAGGGGGGCCCACAGCGUGGAGUUUUUUCCUCCCCAAAACGGCGCCGUUCCUUUGCCUUUCCUCGGGGAAGUUGAGGAUGACCAAUUGGAUAAUCUUUACCCUUACGUUCACUUACUCCCAAACGGCCAUCUUUUCAUCUUCGCUAAUACUAAGGCGGUAAUGUAUGAUUAUGUAAAGAAUGUAUUUGUCAGAGAUUUUCCGGUGCUCGACGGCGGCCCCCGGAACUAUCCCUCCGCCGGGUCGUCGGCGAUGCUCGCGCUUACCGGGGAUUAUUCCUCUGCUUCUAUUGUAAUCUGCGGCGGAGCGGAAUACGGGUCGUAUUUACAGCAUAUUACGGAUAGUCCGGCCCAUACAAGCUGCGGGCGGAUCGAGGCCACCGGGUCGGACCCGGUUUGGGAAAUGGAGGAUAUGCCGUUCCCGAGGAUUAUGGGGGACAUGGUAAUGCUCCCCACCGGAGAUGUCAUGAUCAUCAAUGGCGCAAUGAAAGGUACCCAAGGUUUCGGAAUGGCUUCCAACCCGGUUUUGAACCCGGUUCUAUAUCGACCCGAUGAGCCCGUGGGGCUCCGGUUUAUGACUCUGAAUCCGGGUACGGUGCCCAGGAUGUACCACUCCACCGCCAACCUAUUACCCGACGGUAGAAUCUUGCUCGCCGGAAGCAACCCGCACGUGUUCUACACGUUCAAAGGCGACUUCCCGACGGAACUAAAAAUUGAAGCAUUCUCGCCGGAGUAUUUAUCAACCGACAGGGCGAAUCUUCGGCCUGUCCUGGUGGAUUUACCGGAGAAAGUGGCGUUCGGAGAGCAAUUUGAGGCAAUUGUGACGGUGGAAUUGCCGGUGGUUGGUAUCGUGGAGGUGAAUUUCGCCAGCGCACCAUUCGCAACCCACUCGUUCUCUCAAGGACAACGGCUAGUUAAGGCGGCGGUGUCAAGUGCUAUCCCUAAGGGCGCCGGUAAGUACAAGAUAUGCUGCACGGCGCCGCCGAACGGGAACGUGGCACCGCCGGGAUAUUACAUGGUUUUUGCCGUAAACCAAGGAGUACCUAGCGUGGCACGGUGGGUCCAAGUAACCGCUUAAUUGGAUAUUUUUCUCAUAAAAUUAUCCUAGCUACCAUUAGUUUUAAUCUCCUUUGUCAUUUUCAAACAUUUAAAUAAGUUAAGUAGUAGUAUUCAAAAAAAAAAAAAAAAUAAGUUAAGUAGUAACUAAUCAUUCUUUAGAUUUUGUAAUCUUGAAAAUUGUAAAUUUGCUUCAUUUAAUUUUGUUA
This is a messenger RNA of Ipomoea triloba (trilobed morning glory), 1834 nucleotides long. RefSeq names its product aldehyde oxidase GLOX-like. The transcript has a single exon. The record is from RefSeq and is a predicted model, not a curated record. NCBI's taxonomy places the organism in Eukaryota, Viridiplantae, Streptophyta, Magnoliopsida, Solanales, Convolvulaceae. The coding region runs from base 34 to 1647 and encodes 537 amino acids.